Aedes albopictus (Asian tiger mosquito) is the source of this 2181-nucleotide messenger RNA. RefSeq lists its product as uncharacterized. The transcript is spliced from 2 exons. The coding region runs from base 1 to 2181 and encodes 726 amino acids. The record is from RefSeq and is a predicted model, not a curated record. Gene Ontology annotation, molecular function: RNA-DNA hybrid ribonuclease activity; nucleic acid binding. NCBI's taxonomy places the organism in Eukaryota, Metazoa, Arthropoda, Insecta, Diptera, Culicidae.
AUGCUCAGAAAUCUACCUCCCAGCUGCAAGCGCAGCCUGCUGCAAGCAAUAAACGACAUUUGGGCUUCGGGCGCGCUCCCGGCCGAAUGGAAGCACAGCCUGGUGGUUCUGAUCCCGAAAGGCACCGGACCAGAAAACAAGACAUCCAGCUACCGGCCGAUCGCGCUAACCAGCUGCGCCUCCAAAAUAAUGGAGAAAAUGGUGAACCGUCGACUAGUGGAGCACCUGGAGACCAACGGCCACCUAGAUCACCGGCAGCACGCUUUCCGGGCCGGACGCGGCACCGGCACUUUUCUAGCAGAGCUAGGUCAGACCCUGGACUACGCGCUAGACAGCAACCAGCAUAUCGAGCUAAUUUCCCUCGACCUGGCCAAGGCUUACAACCGGGCAUGGACCCCCGACGUCCUGGAGAGGUUGGCCCGAUGGGGCAUCACCGGGAAUCUACUCCAGUUCCUGAAGGAUUUCCUUGUCGGAAGGACGUUCCAGGUGAUCGUCGGGAACAACCAAAGCAGCCCACACGACGAAGAAACCGGAGUACCACAAGGAUCGGUAAUUACGGUCACCAUCUUCCUGGUGGCCAUGCGCGGAAUCUACCAGACCAUCCCAAGGGGCGUAUUCCUCAAGGUGUACGCCGACGACAUCACCCUGAUUGUGGUCGGAAUGCACCCGAAGGCCAUAAGGAGGAAAGCCCAAGCAGCCACCACCGCCGUCGGCAAAUGGGCCGCCAAAGCCGGAUUCGACAUCUCCGCCGCCAAGUCUGGGAGGUUGCAUAUCUGCGCGGAAAACCACCAGCCGCCACGGAAACCCAUCACCCUAAACCAGGAGGCCAUCCCCACCAAAAAGACUUUGAAGACCGUUGGCGUCACCCUGGACCGGCAUCUCACCCUGCAGGCCCACUUCGACCAGGUCAAGAAGAGCUGCAAGAGCCGUUUAAACCUUCUUCGGAGCAUCUCAGGCAAAAGAACCCGGAGCGACAGAGCCACCUAUCUGAGGGUCGCCGACGCUAUCAUUGGCAGCCGGAUAACCCGGGCCAUUAGAACCAUUUCCGGCCUGCUCCCCUCAACCUCCGCAGACGCAGCAUGCGCCGAAGCUGGCGUUCUGCCCUUUCGGCACAAAGUCGCGCUGACCACCUGCAACCGAGCCAUCGGUUUUUUGGAAAAAUCCCGGGAGAACGGGCAAGGCUGCUUCCUCGCCGAGCAAGCAAACCUGGCCCUCCAAACCGCGGCCAACGCCACACUUCCCCCGGUGGCUGGUCUCCACCGGCUUGGGCCGAGAAGCUGGUCGGCCAGGGCACCCGAAGUUGACAACACGAUCAAGAAACGUUUCAGACGGCAGGCUCAACCUCAGCAAGUUCAAGCACAUUUCCACGAAAGGAUAAGAAAACGGUACCACAAUUGGGCGAUCCGGUACAGCGACGGCUCCAAGGUAGGCGAACGAGUGGGAGAGGGAGUUCACGGUACCGAACAUGAACAACACCACCGACUCCCGGCGGAAUGUUCGGUCUUCUCGGCUGAAGCUGCAGGGAUUUUCCAAGCAAUAACAGCCCCAAGAGACCGACCCGUACUUGUUGUGACUGACUCACAGAGCGCUAUCUCAGCAAUCGAGAGCCCAAAAGCGAAACACCCCUUCAUUCAGGGCGUCCAGGCAGAAUUAGAUUCCGCCGAACACCUGACAGCUCUAAUGUGGAUCCCCGGGCACUGCGGAAUUCGCGGAAACGAGCGAGCCGACGAUCUGGCUGGCAUCGGCAGGAACAGCCCUCUCCUUACACGGAAAACCCCAGCAGAAGACGUGAAAAAGUGGGUCAGGGACACCAUAUGGCGGUCCUGGUCCGACGAAUGGAGGCGGAACAGGAUUCUGUUCCUACGAAAAUCUAAACCAUCCACGGGGCCCGGCGAAGACCUGCCAAACCGGCGGGAACAAACUGUCCUCUCUCGGCUCAGAUCGGGACACACUCGGGUGUCACAUAGUAUGACCACCAACAGCUCCGGCUUCCACCGACAAUGCGAAAUCUGUGUCACAUCAAACACGGUCGAGCACUUCUUGUGCACCUGCCCAGUUUACGAGGCCCUCCGUCAGAUGCACCAGGUGACAGACGUCCCCAGGUCACUGGCCAACGACAAAGUCAACGAGCGCCAAGUAAUCAACUACCUCAAGGAAGCUGGCCUCUUUGACAACAUUUGA